AUAGCAUCGGCCUCCUACUCUACUUCCAGGAGGCUUUAAAGUCCCCGCGAUUUUACGUUUUGAGAAGAAAAGCGAAAGUGAAAUUCUUAGCUUUGAUAUAAAAGCUGGUGUGAGAGCAGCAAGAUUGCAGUACUGCUCUGGCUUGCGAUGGCUUCGCCUGAACCCCAGCUUGGAGACCUGAUUGAGAUUCCCCGGCCACCCAUCACUCACUGGGCUAUCUACGUUGGCAGCGGAUAUGUGGUCCACCUGGUACCCUCAGGCGGAAUCUCGGGAGCUGGUGGAUCCGGUAUCAUGAAUGCAGUGGCCAACAGGGCCAUAGUAAAGAAAGAGCGGCUGUGUGACGUGGUUGGGAAAGAUGGAUACAAGGUCAACAACAAGCACGAUAACAAGUACAAGCCACUCCCUCCCAGCAAAAUCGUCCAGGAGGCAGAGAAGCUGGUGGGCCAGGUGAUGUGCUACAGUGUGACCAGCCAGAACUGCGAGCAUUUCGUCAAUGAGCUGCGCUACGGGGUCCCCCGCAGCGACCAGGCCAGAGGUUUUGCAGCAAUCACCAUGGCACUGGGUGUGCUGGUCGUACUUGCUGGAGCCGUGUUCUCAAGAAACUAGCAAAAUCAAUGACCCGAAGGGAAUGUCUUGUCAGCAGUGGCAUUAGACAUUCAGGGGAGUCUUGUUUUGCUAGACAGUUUUGAGAGAAUUAAUAGGUAGGUUGAUAGGCAGUCCAAGGCCCCUUUAAGGAGGAAGUAAACUUUCCUUCUUUUUCAUAUUCUUUUGCCUUAGUCUCAUAGGCCCUGUGAGCUAUGAUAUGUCUUGCUCAAGGACAUGCUUAUUUUAAAGUUCUGUGUUAAUUUGCAACAAUCUAUUUCAUUUCAAAACUGGCCUUUUUAGCAUAAUAUAUCUUACUCCUGGGUAUGGUUUUCUCAGAUUCUGUGUCUCUAUGUUAGUCAUUAUAAUUGUAACAAAUGUUGCCUGGGAGCCUGUUUUCUCACUGCUUACACAACAAUAAUACAUCUCUGCCAGGGACAGAGUGCUUGAAACCCAUUCUUCCACACUAGCCUUGGGCCAAUGUUAUCUCAAGAUGUAUGUUGCAGGAAAGGGGGUGGAUAAAACUUUCUCAGUCUUGAGGUUUUCUUUUUAUCUAUUCUCAGCAGCCAGUUGAAAAAUAUAUAAUGCCUUGCUUAAGUUAGUAAGAUGGGCCCUCUUUCUACCCCCUUCCGAUAUCUAUGU
Molecule: messenger RNA, 1224 nt
Organism: Budorcas taxicolor (takin)
Lineage: Eukaryota; Metazoa; Chordata; Mammalia; Artiodactyla; Bovidae
Product: phospholipase A and acyltransferase 3-like
Exons: 5
Coding region: 148-606 (152 amino acids)
Biological process (GO): N-acylphosphatidylethanolamine metabolic process
Cellular component (GO): cytoplasm
Molecular function (GO): A2-type glycerophospholipase activity; glycerophospholipid phospholipase A1 activity
Source: RefSeq, a predicted model, not a curated record